Messenger RNA from Poecilia reticulata (guppy), 1719 nucleotides. RefSeq names its product BCL2 modifying factor 1 (gene bmf1). Gene Ontology annotation, cellular component: myosin complex. Lineage: Eukaryota; Metazoa; Chordata; Actinopteri; Cyprinodontiformes; Poeciliidae. The record is from RefSeq and is a predicted model, not a curated record. Gene Ontology annotation, biological process: apoptotic process; positive regulation of apoptotic process; negative regulation of autophagy.
UCAAAUGGACUUGUAGCAGUUCUUUCUCGCAGAAUGGAAGUAGCCGUGGAAGUGAAACGGAUUAAACUCGCUUAAUCUUGGCAGGAUAUUGAAGUCUCCUUCGUCUUUUUUCCAAGCCCCCUCUGUGUGCUGGUGAGAUAGUUAUUAAAACGAAGCCUGGCUUUGCGGCUGCUCCUCUGAUAGUGCCCCCCGUAUGGAGGAUGAGGAGGAUGAUGUGUUUGAGCCAGAUCCCAACUGCUGGCGCACGCCCUUCAGGGAGAUAAAGUGUGAAGACCGGGGCACGCAGACGCCCGGUCCUGGCCAGGCGCUACACAACGGCAUGCUGCCCUGUGGUGUUGCGGAGGAGCCCAGACGAUUAUUCUACGGUAACGCAGGUUUUCGAUUGCACUUCCCAGCGCAUUUUGAACUUGUCAGGGAUUUUGACGCGAGGCAACAAGAGGAGCAGAACAGGAUGGAGCAGUUACCCCUGCACCAGCCGGCUGCACUCAGCUUGGAGGCUUGCAUCGGGCAGAAGCUUCAGCUGAUAGGCGACCAGUUUCACCGGGAACACUUACAACAGUAUCAACAAAACCAAAGGAAUCAGGGGCCGCUGUGGUGGCGUAUGACUGCAGCUCUUCUCAGCCUCCUGUUUGAUAGGGGGUUUAUUGCUGGAGGAGGUGGAGCAGGACGGAGGUGAGGGGGAACUUCCUCUUAUAUCCUUUGUCUUCGUCUCUGUUGUGACGAACUGGACUCCUGAAGGCACUGUCCAAUCUAACACGGGUCUGUUUGAGGGAGGAAAGAAAGGAGGGAAAAUAGUCACCGCGGGACGGCGACAACCAAAUUUUAUACAAGGGCGUGUGUUUUUUUUCUUUAAAAGAAGAUGCCAUGAUGCUCCGGGAUUCAUCUAAAGGACAAUGUUUAUAUUUAGGCCUACAUGUCAUGUAGUUGUCUUGUACAGUACAUUGUUCAUUUUUUUUUUUUUCUGUGCACUUCAAUAUGUGUCCUUCUUAAAAGACCUGACCUCCACAGACCUUGGGAAUGCCUUAGUCAGUGUCUUCUGCCAGAAGGUUUUUUUUUGACGAGCAAGAUGAGAUGGUUAAGGAAAUGAAAUGUAAUGUGGUGUGACGGUUUCUUUUCUGAAGUCCCCCAGGAGACCAGUCAAGUUAAUUUACUCACUUCCAAAGAGGCCACUUCCCAGAACAAAGCAUUUUGCACCUCACCUCAAUGGGACAUUUAUCUAUUUAUCUUUUCUAUGUAUUUUUCUCUUUAUUUUCUGUGCUUUGGUGUCAAUUUUAACCCUUCAUAUCUUGUAGGAUUUCAGGAAUAAGGUAAACAUGUACAUAAAAAAGUUGGCACACUGUGAAUUGUUAUCAAAGUUUAGUUGUGCGCUACAUGUCAAACAUUUGGGACUUUUUCAACUAUAUAAGAGGUGAAGUUUGCAGUUCUGAACAACACUACCUGGUUAAACGGGCCUGGUUGGUGCCAGCAGACCUGAUAAACAUCAAGAAAGACUUAAGAUAAAUGUCAGACAUUAUGCAGAUGACUCCACUUUUAUGACUAAAGAACUGACAAGAUAAAUUAGCUUUAAAUACAGUUCAGUAGUGGAUACUUAACAUGCAAAUCAUUUACAUAUUUUAGGAUCUUGUUUCGAUUUUGCUUGUAGCAACAUUAAUUAUUCUUGUAUUUUCUGAUAGCAUAGAUAAGUUCACUGGGAAUUUUUGCAUAAAUGUCCCUUCUAUA